Molecule: messenger RNA, 4269 nt
Organism: Durio zibethinus
Lineage: Eukaryota; Viridiplantae; Streptophyta; Magnoliopsida; Malvales; Malvaceae
Source: RefSeq, a predicted model, not a curated record
AAUAAUGGAAAAGAAAAGCCGACCAAAAAACGCGUCUUAUGCAUACAACUAAAACUAACAACAACACACAAAGUACGCGGUUUACCUUUGGCGGUUCUUUCUUUGCUCACCAUUCGAUUCGCUGCCCCUCCCACUCCGUCUUUCCCCUCCUCAACCUACUCCCAUUGCUAUCUUCUUCAUAAUUCUUAGUUGUAUGGAAUACUCUCGUUACCGUUACUAAUGAGGAUUUCACUCUUUUCAUGGAUUUUCUUGAAUUCUUUUAUAGCAGUUUUCAUUAGCAUCAAUGUAGUUUGCGUUUCUGCCCAAUGUCAAAGCGAUCAGAGACAGUUGUUGCUCAAAUUGAAAAGAAGCCUCAAUUCUACUUCAUUAGGAAAGCUGGUGAAGUGGAAUCACACCACGGAUUGCUGUUCUUGGGAUGGUGUAAGCUGCGAUGAAGGUGGUCGGGUUAUCGGCCUUAACUUGAGCAACCAAUCAAUUUCAGGUGCAAUUGAGAAUUCAAGUAGUCUAUUCAGUCUUAAGCAUCUGCAGCGACUCGAUUUGUCUUACAACAGACUCAGCUCAGCUUUUCCUUCAGGGUUUGACAAGUUUGCAAAUUUGAGUUAUCUUAAUUUGUCAAACGCAGGAUUUAAAGGUCAAAUUCCAGCUGAGAUUUCAAGCAUGACAAGGUUGGUUACUCUGGACUUAUCUGUAAGUUUAUUACUUGGAAGACCCUUGAAACUUGAGAAGCCAAACCUAAAGACGCUCGUUCAAAAUCUCCCGAGGCUAAGAUUUCUCCAUCUUGAUGGCGUAUAUAUAUCAGCAAGAGGAAAUGAGUGGUGUCAGGCCUUGUCCUCACUGACCAGUUUGGAAGUGUUGAGCAUGUCCAACUGUAAUCUUUCAGGACCUAUAGAUUCUUCCUUUUCGAAGCUUCGGUCUCUCACAGUAAUCCGCUUGGACAACAACAACUUGUCUGCUCCACUUCCAAAAUUCUUUGCAGAAUUCUUAAAUUUAACUUCCCUUCGUCUUACUACUACUAGACUGCGUGGAAGACUCCCAGAAGAAAUCCUCCAAGCACCUACAUUACAGAUUCUUGAUUUGUCAAGCAACAAAUUGCUCUCAGGUUCGUUUCGAAACUUUUCUCUGAAUGCAUCUCUUCAGACCUUGGUACUUAGUGACACAAAAUUUGGGGGACAAGUACCAGAAUCUAUUGGUAACCUUGGGCAAUUGACAAGGAUAGAGCUUGCACGUUGCAAUUUCACUGGACCAAUACCAGAUUCAAUCCUGAAACUUACAAACCUUGUCUAUCUGGAUUUUUCAUCCAACAAUUUUUCUGGUCCAAUGCCAUCAUUCUCAUCAUCAAGAAAUCUUACACAGCAAAACCUUGCUCAUAAUCAGUUAAAUGGCACAAUUCAGUCCACCGAUUGGUCAGGGCUUUCUAAGCUAGUAAGUAUUGACUUGCGAAACAACAAAUUCAGUGGAACAAUCCCAACAACUUUAUUCCGCAUUCCUUCACUGCAGAAAAUUCUUCUUUCACAAAAUCAAUUCGGUGGUAACCUCCGGCUUGGUGACCUCCAUGGUGAGGCCUAUUUACUAGAUACUCUUGAUCUUAGUAGCAAUAAGUUACAAGGGCCACUUCCGGAGUCUGUAUUUGAACUUCAAGGUCUCAAGAUACUGUCGCUUGCUUCAAACAACUUCAGUGGCUUUAUACCGCUGAGUGCCAUUCAGAACCUGAGAAAUCUUUCCAGUCUUGAUCUCUCCCAUAACCGGUUGUCUAUUAAUGCCAGUGCUAUUAAUCCUUCCUUGCCUUCCUUCCCCAACAUUACCACAUUGAAGUUGGCUUCUUGCAACUUAAUGAAAUUCCCUGAUUUCUUGAAAGAUCAGAAUAGAUUAGUCUAUCUAGACCUUUCAAACAACAAUAUCCAUGGGGAAAUACCCAAAUGGAUUUGGGAAGCCAGAGGUCUUCUUCACCUAAAUCUUUCUCAGAACUUUCUUGUAGAAUUCGAAGGACCUUUGCAGAAUAUAACUUCUACUCUUAGUGUUCUUGACCUUCAUGGCAACCAGUUGCAAGGGAAAUUUUCAUUUUUUCCGCAAGAUGCCACCUAUCUGGAUUACUCAAACAACAAUUUCAGCUCUGAUUUACCAGCUGAGAUUGGAGACUACCUAAAUUUCGCUUAUUUCUUCUCUCUCUCGAGUAAUAAUUUUCAAGGGAGUAUCCCCAGUUCAAUAUGCAACAGUACAUAUCUUCAAGUACUUGAUCUGUCUAAUAAUUCCCUGAGUGGUGGAAUUCCUGAAUGCCUGACACAUUUCAGUAUGUCUCUUGGGGUGCUGAAUCUAAGGAGAAACAAUCUCAGUGGUGUCAUUUCUGAUACAUUUCCGCAAGACUGUGGGUUGCAAACUCUAGAUCUAAAUCGAAAUUUGCUGCAAGGAAAGGUUCCAAAAUCCUUGGCCAACUGCAAAAUGCUGGAGGUUUUAGACCUUGGAAACAAUCAGAUCAAUGAUACGUUCCCAUGUCAUUUGAAGAAUAUAUCCAGGUUGCGUGUCCUUGUCUUACGAGCCAAUAAAUUUAAUGGGAACAUUCAUUGUCCUGAGAAAAGCCCCUGGCCUGUGCUUCAGAUUGUUGACUUAGCUUCCAACAGUUUUAGUGGUAGACUGCAUUACACAUGCUUGUUGACCUGGAAGGCCAUGCAGACUGUCGAAGAUGAAGCGCAAUCAAAGCUCAAACAUCUUCAGUUUGAAAUCCUACAACUCAAUCCAUAUUACUAUAAGGAUGCAAUAACAGUUACCAUGAAAGGCUUAGAGUUGGAGCUGCUCAAGAUCCUAACAGUGUUCACCUCCAUUGACAUUUCAUGCAACAACUUUGAAGGGCCAAUACCAGAAGUGAUCGGAUCAUUCAAAGCACUUUAUGUCCUUAACCUUUCGCAUAAUGCUUUCACAGGGUCAAUCCCAUCAGUUUUAGGAAACCUGAGACAACUUGAGUCCUUGGACCUCUCAAGUAACAACUUUCAUGGUGAGAUCCCAUUCCAGCUAGCAAACCUCAAUUUCCUUGCAUUUCUAAAUGUCUCAAACAAUAAGCUAAUGGGACGGAUCCCGACAACUACCCUGCUUCAAUCAUUUGCAAAAGCUUCUUUUGAAAACAAUGCUGGAUUAUGUGGACCUCCUUUAAAGAGAAAAUGCCAAUUGCCACCAGCUAUCAAACAGAGCUCUUUCGAUUCUAGGACUAGGAGCCACAUCCACUGGAAUUUUAUAAGUGCUGAGAUAGGUUUUUUCUUUGGGUUUGGAAUUGUCAUUACGCCACUAAUCUUUUGGAAGAGAUGGAGGAUAUGGUAUUAUAAGCGCAUUGAUCUUGCUCUUAUCAGGCUUCUACCUUGGCUGGUUCUUGAAAUCAGAAAGCAUGGGAGUAGAGCUAACUGGAACCAAAGGAGGAGGCUCUAGCAACAAUUGCAGGAAUUGAGUGAAAAGAAAUUUGUAUUUUCCAUUUUCUGGCUUCUAUUUCACCUGUAUGCUUUUUUUGCCGCUUCUCUUUCCACCCUUUGCUUUCCUUGUAAAAGGUUUAUCCUGGUUCUUUUGAAACAAAUCGACUUAUUCCCAAAAAAAAAAAAAGGUCGCGUUCCAGCUACUUGUUCGGAGCUAGCAUUCUUUCGGUUUUAGCAAAUACAAAAUAGCUUCACUUAUCUAGCUGAUCACUUGCACGAUUGCAUUAAUGGCAGAACGCUCAUCACUUGGACAACUUAUCCAGAAUGACACUAGUGACUGAAGCUAAAAGUUAAUCUAAUACAUGCCUGAUAAUAAUUUAGUUUCACCUGAUCUUAUCUUGUUUGGAGGUUUGCUACAUAAUAAAAAUGAUACAGACUCCAACCACUUAGAUUGGAUGAUUCACCUAAACCUUAUCGAUCGCCUCUCCAUUGUGAAAAUUUGUCAUCUAUUUUGCGUUAUGUCAAAUCUGAAAUAACUUGUAUUCAGAGCACCCAUAAUCAUAAGAUGAAGCUUUUGCUUAAAAAGUUUUACUAGUAAUUCGUAAGACAGAUUUUUCCUCCACAUGAUAAGGGAAGAAGGGCCGAUAGAUUUCAGAAGGGAAGUUAUUGUAAUGGUGGAGUAGUAAAUUAUACUGUCGUAAACAAUGCAAGUAACAGUCUCGCUUGUAAACUUUGCAUUAGCAAUUAAUAGUAUAGCUUUUCCAAUAUAUAGUCCUGAUUUCCACAUGAUACAUUAGAAAUUUUCAAAAUAAAAUAUGAGAAUAUUGAAAAAUAAAUAAAUAAAAUAAUCGUUUAAAUUAAGAGGAGUAGAAGUCCA